This is a messenger RNA of Durusdinium trenchii, 933 nucleotides long. The record is from the annotation of a GenBank genome assembly. Lineage: Eukaryota; Dinophyceae; Suessiales; Symbiodiniaceae.
AUGGGAGCGCGCGUGUGGUCGCGCAUUUCCUUUUUUGUACUGCUCUUCGUCCACGACUUGGCCAAGGGAGCCCCCUUGGCACAGGCAUCUUCGGAAGGCCAGUCGGAGGAGCGCAAGAAGCGUUCCAGAUCCAAGAACCGACAAGACAAAGGAAAAGAGGAGGCCAACUACGAUCCUCUCAGGCCUUUCGGCGUCAAGGGAGGCAAAGAGGCCAAAGAAGAGGAAGUGCCAUGGCAGAACACUACUCCUGCAAGAAGAAUCACAGCUCGACGCGCAGACGAGCCCACCGCUGCAGAAGCAGAUUCGUACGCAGUGAAGGACAACACCAAGGUCAUGGCACAGUUGGAAACUAUCCGAUCAGCACUGGGAGACAAUCCAGCAGAAGAGGUUUUAGCAGCUCUGGAAAGUCUGGAUUCCUCAGUGAGAAAGGAUGCUGGCAAGCCAGCAGUAUCAGAAGAUCAAGCUUUGAGUGCUACGCUGGAAAAGGCAAAGCAGAAGCUGUUAGAUCUGGACGCUGCGUGGAAGAGCUUUCAGCAUAUGGCGUCGCAAAGAAUCAAAGAGCAAAAGGACUCUUACCUUGCACAGCGAGUCGAAGCAGUGCAGGUGUAUCAGCAAAGAGUCCAAAAACUGCAAGAAGCAGAACGAGAUCUCAAAUCUCGUACUGCAGAGGCGGGCGCUCUUUCUUUGGAGGACGACAUCGACGACGCAGACCUCCAGGCUAUGUUACAAGUGGCAGCUGGCGGAGAGGCAGACUUUAUCGAUGUGGAUGCUAUGCAGGAAGAAACUGUAGAGCAAAAUGCCUUCACCCUCAAUUUGAAGCCGUUCGGUCGUUUCAAGCCAAACACGACGUCACCGAAACGCAAAAUCGAGGAAACAGGGAAGGAUGCAGAGAAAGAAGAAGGGCCCCCCAAAAGCAAGGGUCCCAAGAAGUAG